UGAUCCCUUUUAGCUUUACCCCACUUCUUCACUUCUUGCUCUUUCUGCUUUUUAUAUACACGGCGCACCCCUCUACCUAUUCCUCUAGAUAGUAGCCAGACAGCACACGUGACCUCGCGCCACGCCGCUCCGAAUCCACGAUUUGAUUUCUGCAUCCUAACUCCAUCGUCCCUUCUUCAAGUGCCAAAACCACUCUGCCUCAUGCCUAUUUAUCUAGCAAACCAUAGGUACCAACAACAAAACAGACACGCUCACGCCACCACCGGCAACGGUUACCUAGGUAUGCAUCACCACCGCCGCCGCCGCCGCCGCUGUGGCCGAGCCGAAGCCCGCCCGCCCUCGCCCUCGCCCUCGCCACAGCGCUCGUUCCUGGCCCCCAAGCCCAACCCGGUUCCGCGGUCGCGGCCACGUGGGCCUGCGCCGCGGAGCGCUGACUUGGCACGCCUAGGUACCCAGUUCGCGGUGGCCCGAUCGCGGGGGUCCGGCGUGCUGGGAUGCUGUGUGCGUGCACCGCCACGCCACGAUGAUGCCGUGGCUGGCUGGCUGCCUGGCCGGGUACUGGGCCUCUGCGUCUUUGGUGUGAAGGACGGUCGGUCGGUGGGGUGGGUUGGGUUGGGAGGGCUUGUAGGUAGGGAUGUUUUGGGAAGAAGGAAGGAGUGGCGGCUGGUGAGGUUACGUGGGAUUGGGAUCGGAUUGGGAUCGGGAAGGGAUUGUGAUCAGGAUCACGAUUACGAUAGAGCGAUUGGGAGCGCGAUCCGCGCGAUCCGCGCGUGUUUGGCGCCAGGGUAGUGUUCCUACGCAGUAGAUGGAUGGGUUGGAGGGGCG
Aplosporella prunicola CBS 121167 is the source of this 825-nucleotide messenger RNA. RefSeq lists its product as uncharacterized. The record is from RefSeq and is a predicted model, not a curated record. The coding region runs from base 202 to 789 and encodes 195 amino acids. NCBI's taxonomy places the organism in Eukaryota, Fungi, Ascomycota, Dothideomycetes, Botryosphaeriales, Aplosporellaceae. The transcript has a single exon.